AUCCGGCCGUUCAACAUGGACGAUGGCCUGGGUCUUGAUUCUGUCACUCUGGGCCUCUAUCGCCCAGAGCAUGAGGUCCGAUCAAAUCAGGGAGCUAAGGUAUGUCUUCGACCUUUCUUUAAGCCAAUUUGAGCUCCCCCCCCCCCCUUCCCGCGACAACUCUCUUUUUAUUUACAAUGUAUUGGGCCUCUUCGGAAUAUCUAGGAUCGAGACAGAGCAUAUGUUCUACCACGGGUUCGAAAAUUACCUUGAACACGCCUUUCCUGAAGAUGAACUCCGUCCUCUCUCGUGCCGUCCGCUUGUCCGCGAUCGAAAUAACCCUGCGCGCGCGGAACUCAAUGACGUUCUGGGGAAUUACUCCUUGACUUUGAUUGAUAGCUUGUCCUCCCUGGCGAUUCUUUCGUCGAGUCCGGAAGGUGGCCAGAAGGCUUGGGGGUAUUUUCAGGAUGGGGUUAAGGAUUUCGUGACGCUUUAUGGCGAUGGCUCUGAUGGACCAGCCGGCCAGGGUGAAAGAGGCCGAGGGUUUGAUAUCGAUAGCAAAGUUCAGGUGUUUGAGACUGUAAUUCGAGGAUUGGGCGGACUACUCAGUGCGCACCUUUUCGCUGUCGGUGAACUUCCUAUCUCCCGCUACAAUCCCCCCGAUGCAGAGGCGACAUUUGCGAAGGCCUGGGAUAAAGCAUCUUUUGCCAGGGGCCAAAAGGGCAUUAAAUGGGGCAAUGGUUUUGUAUAUGAUGGCCAGCUCCUUCGUCUUGCAGUUGACCUGGCCAAUCGCAUCCUACCCGCCUUUUACACCGACACUGGUCUCCCAUAUCCUCGCGUAAAUCUGCGAUAUGGUGUGCAUCGACAGCCUUUCUACGCAAACUCGCCAUUGAAUGCAGAUAUAAUGCACACGUGCGAUGGAAUUGAUUAUGAAACAUGUCGGGCAGCACGCCGGUCCUCCUCACCAGAAAUCACAGAGACAUGCAGCGCAGGCGCAGGCAGUCUAGUUCUAGAAUUCACGGUUUUGAGCAGGCUCACCGGAGAUGGUCGAUAUGAGGAAUUGGCCAAGAGGGCAUUUUGGGCGGUUUGGAAUCGCAGAAGCGAUAUCGGAUUGAUUGGUGCAGGUAUUGAUGCGGAGUCUGGUAAAUGGAUAGCUCCUUAUACUGGUAUCGGGGCAGGAAUUGACAGCUUUUUUGAAUAUGCUUUCAAAUCGUAUGUCCUGCUUUCCUCUGGGGAGCGCCCCGAGCACGAUCCCAAGAGCCGGUGGCGUGUUCUGGAUGACUUCUUCCUUCCACUAAGCGAGUACGAGCAUUCACCAGACGCGUUCUUGCAGGUAUGGGAGGAUUCGCACGAGUCGAUCAAACGUCACCUGUAUCGGGGAGAGGGCUACCAACACCCCCAUCUAAUCCAAGGUGACAUUUUUACGGGUGCAACUCGAGCUUUUUGGAUUGAUAGUCUAAGCGCUUUCUAUCCGGGCCUUCUCACAUUAGCUGGAGAGUUAGACGAAGCUAUAGGGAUCCAUCUUCUCACCACGGCCGUCUGGAAUCGUUUCUCUGGCCUCCCUGAGAGAUGGAAUGUUGCCACAGGAAACAUCGAAGGAAAUCUCGGGUGGUACGGUGGUCGUCCCGAGUUUAUUGAGUCUACCUACUAUCUCUACCAAGCCACCAAGGAUCCUUGGUAUUUGCAUGUGGGGGAGAUGGUUCUGCGGGAUAUCAAACGUCGUUGCUGGACCAAGUGCGGCUGGGCUGGCCUUCAAGAUGUCCUGAAUGGGGAGUUAAGUGACCGUAUGGAAAGCUUCUUCCUUGGAGAAACAGCCAAGUACAUGUUCUUGCUCUACCAUCCCGAUCACCCUUUGAAUAGCCUGGAUCGACCGUUCGUCUUUUCGACCGAGGGUCACCCGUUGAUCAUCCCGAAGAGUAAAAUCCCCCAACGGCGUCCGCAUAAGAACGAGAUGGUAUACGAAUUUGAAGAGAGAGAAGCGCUCGUCUGCCCAACGCCGCCCUUGCCACCUACAUUUGGUCUAUCAUCAACUGCUGCACGUCCCGAUGUUUUCCAUGCUGCGAAUUUGGCCCGCCUGGAUUUGAUGCCUAAUCGAGCACCGCCGGAGAGUCCUUUGGAGGACGUUGCGAAAGAUCGGGCGGGAGUGUCGGUGGCAGAUGUGACCUCCCCCACCAAUUAUACAUUCUUCCCUUGGACAUUACCCGCUGAAUUGGUACCAUUUAACGCGACGAGUUCACUCAUGUCCGUGCGCCCUACAAUGGACAUAUCCUUCCCUGCUCUCCCCGGCAUGACUAUUGGGCCCGGCUCGUUGGAGAGGGUUCGAGACGGAAUCCUUGUGAAAGCUAUUGGUGGUCUGCGCAUGAGCAUGAUCAAGGACGCUCCCUCGCGUGAUCCGAUUGUGAACGCCGAGGGAGGCGAAUUCCGGGUGCAGGUGGUCAACAACGUACCCCUUGGAAAGGAUGAGAAGGUAUACCUCUUGCGGGAGAUCACAUUUGAUGUCCUAGAUCCCGUGGACCCGAAUUUCACGCGGGUCCGCGAUCCCGGCAUGAUUGAUCUGGUCAUUGAUGUUCUCCCAGAUACCUUCCACCGACGAAAUGAUUCUCAUGAUCGUCGAGAAUCUGCUAGGGCUGGAGAUGGAGGGCAGCAGCCGAUUAUCCAAGCGGGAUCAUCCUCCGACGGCGAUAAAGCGGCGCGAUUAGAACACUCCGGUUCGAGCAUGAAGGAUGUCUUGUCGUCGCUCGUUAGUUCUGUGUCGUCACUCCUCCGGGAUGACGCGCAGGUUUCGACGGGACCAACUGUCACCAAGAAAACGCGUCCCAUUCGACUUCCCAUUCCUGCAGCUAUGGCGACGGGGUUGGGGUCCGCUCCUCUUCCAGAUGUCGGUGACUCCUCUCUGCUAUCGGUUAACAGCCACACAUCGCCAGAGCGAUUGCCUUGGUCUACAAUCUACAUGGCCGAGGAUAUUUGCGACCAACGCAUCCUCCGGGACGUCGCGCAGUCUCACCAGGUGCUAGUAGUCAAGCGUGGGGGUUGUAACUUCUCACAGAAACUGCGCAACAUCGCCGCAUUCCCGCCGUCACGGAGCUCUCUCAACCUCGUCAUUGUGGUCUCCUACGAAGAGGAACUCGAACCACUGCACGGCCCCAAUCUGGCCCCGGGGCUUGCGGGGAUACUAUCAGAGCCAUCCCUUGUCCGUCCGCAACUCGACGAGACCCAAAUGACUGCAGGUGGAAUUCCCCGACGACACCUACUUAGUAUGGUGAUGGUAGGCGGGGGCGAACAGACAUACGAGCUUCUGCGGCAAGCGAUAGGCGUGGGCAUCAAGCGACGGUACUCGAUGCGCUCGCAGGGCGUCCCGAUCAGUAAUUUAAUCAUGGUUUAGAGUUGAAUAUAGUAAAUAGCAAUGAGACAUAUAUAUAUAUAUACCUUGUACG
Messenger RNA from Aspergillus ochraceoroseus IBT 24754, 3413 nucleotides. RefSeq names its product glycoside hydrolase family 47 protein. Gene Ontology annotation, biological process: carbohydrate metabolic process; mannose trimming involved in glycoprotein ERAD pathway; endoplasmic reticulum mannose trimming. The transcript has 3 exons. Gene Ontology annotation, molecular function: mannosyl-oligosaccharide 1,2-alpha-mannosidase activity; calcium ion binding. Gene Ontology annotation, cellular component: membrane; endoplasmic reticulum. The record is from RefSeq and is a predicted model, not a curated record. Bases 23 to 3361 code for a protein of 1112 amino acids. NCBI's taxonomy places the organism in Eukaryota, Fungi, Ascomycota, Eurotiomycetes, Eurotiales, Aspergillaceae.